Impatiens glandulifera is the source of this 1091-nucleotide messenger RNA. Its product is annotated as ribonuclease 3-like protein 3. Gene Ontology annotation, molecular function: ribonuclease III activity; RNA binding. The coding region runs from base 38 to 979 and encodes 313 amino acids. Gene Ontology annotation, cellular component: nucleus; cytoplasm. The record is from RefSeq and is a predicted model, not a curated record. The transcript has 4 exons. NCBI's taxonomy places the organism in Eukaryota, Viridiplantae, Streptophyta, Magnoliopsida, Ericales, Balsaminaceae. Gene Ontology annotation, biological process: siRNA processing.
GUAUCCAUGCGUGUGUGAGAGAGAGACUUUGCAAUCAAUGGCGGGAUCCUCGUGGCUGCAGUCAUUCCUCUCUCCCGCAGUGAGAAGAUGUUUCCCCUCUCAAUACAUCAAACCCUUAACCGAACACCUCCGCCGUCACGUGUAUUUUGUUCAUAGAGAAGGAACUUAUCCACAACUAUCAACAGGCCUUCUUGGUGGUGGUCUUAUGAUGAAGGUUCUUGUAGAAGAAGAACAAGAUGAUAAUGAAUUGAAAACUAGUACAUCAUUCCCAUGUCUUUCUGAAGUGGAAGAUAUCAUUGGAUACAAGUUUAACAACCAGUUAUUACUACAAGAAGCCUUUACACAUGUUUCUUGCAAUAAGAAUCUGUCAUAUGAACGACUUGAAUACGUGGGUGACUCUGUUUUGAAUCUUUUAAUCUCCAAGCAACAGUUCUUCGUAUACCCAAAUCUUCAACCUGGAAUUCUUAGUCAUUUACGUGCAGCUAAUAUUGAUACAGAAAAGCUUGCUCGUGCUGCUGUUAAACACAAAUUGCAUAGAUAUUUGCAGCAUAAUCACCCCGCUUUAAGUAAACAAAUUGGAGCUUUCAUGAGUGAUCUGUCAAGGUUUCCUUUGCAUUCACAUGGAUUGAUUGAUGCUCCUAAGGUUCUUGCUGAUAUUGUUGAAUCAACAAUAGGAGCAACUUUUAUUGACAGCAAUUCGUCGAUGGACAUCACCUGGAAGGUAGCGAAAACCUUACUGCAGCCAAUGAUAACUCGAGAAACACUGCAAGAUCAUCCGAUGAAGAAGCUCCAUGAGACUUGCCAGAAGAGAGGAAUGAAAAUAAGAUUGCAAGAUCUAUGGGUAAAAGAAGGCGCUUAUCAAAUCAUAGUAGAUGGACAUUUGAAAGGAAGAGGUGAGUGUCGUGCCAAGAAGGAAAUCGCACUUAAUAGAGCAGCACAUAAUGCCUAUAACCAGAUAGUUAGAAAUUUGGGUUCAUAAAUGAAAAUUUAACUUAAUCCUUGUGGCUAAUUAUUGCUUAUACAGUUAAUAAUUUGAGAUUUAUCUUCAUUAUUUGAAUCAAAUCUACAUUUAUAUUUGAAUUUCUAGACUA